Messenger RNA from Colletotrichum lupini, 2589 nucleotides. RefSeq names its product major facilitator superfamily transporter. Gene Ontology annotation, biological process: transmembrane transport. The transcript has 8 exons. Bases 1 to 2589 code for a protein of 862 amino acids. NCBI's taxonomy places the organism in Eukaryota, Fungi, Ascomycota, Sordariomycetes, Glomerellales, Glomerellaceae. Gene Ontology annotation, molecular function: transmembrane transporter activity. The record is from RefSeq and is a predicted model, not a curated record.
AUGACUGUCAACUUGGUCAGUCCGGUGCUAAGAAUUGAGGCUCUUUGCUUAACUUGGGCCUCUCGGGAAGCGGGGACUGCGGUCAGCUACGUUACCCGCCCGGGACCGAAGGGGGACCCAUCGGUGCUGGCCUCCCCGUGGCCCGCGCCUGCAAGAGGUCGAAAAUGGCCCAAGCUCCUUCAGCUGAACACCCGGCGCUAUGCCGGAAGAGGGCAAGCUCCACCCUUUGCCCGGACACAACAUCGACCUCCGGUGCCCGAGCAACUGCAACGCCAUGUCCGUACACCACCAAAAGACAAGGGCGAGAACUGGGCAAAGCAUCCUUCUCUGGACAUCCCCAUCGGCCUUGACAAGUCGGCUUCUGGAUCUCGUCAUGACUUUCUUCUUGUGAGACAUUCCUAUGCGGGCUAUGAUGGCCUUGCGUGGCUUCGCGUCGCGCCCUCUGCCUGUCACACUAUGCUGCCGGCCACCGCGUCCAAGAUAAGCAGGCAGGGCAGAAUGGCGGCGAUGGCCAUGUCUCUUCCGCCAGACGAGCUCGUGGUCCGAACCUCCCUCCCCGUUCCAUUAAGCAAUAUUUUCCCGCUGCCAAGCCCCAAAAGAUUUGCGCGUGCUACAUUCUUUGUUUACAUUUCGUGGCUUCACUCGAAAUCUUCCAGCUGCCCAAAUCCUCACGACAGCUUCAACAUGGCGGACGCAGGUGCGAGGCCCGUCGAGGGCGAUACUGCCUCAGAGAAGACCCGUGAGGUGGAGACGUCCAACAGCUCCACGCGGACCUUGACUCCGAGAGAAAGCGACGAGCGGCAGCAGAAGAAGUCAUCCGAGGAGAAGCCCAUCGAACCCGAAAUUGAGAGCGAGAGACCAACAGAAAAGGCAACAGUUCAGUCCUCGGCGAUAUCAGCAAACGAGAGCCAUAACGAUGUGGCCAAGCAGCCAGACGUCGACGACGACGUCGAUGAAAAGGCCGAUAUCGAAGGGGGACCAUCCACGGGGCCCCCGCCCGUUUUCGAUGAAGCCGAGGAAAACUUCAAGCCGAAAACCAUUACCUUUUGGCUCGUCAUUCUGUCCAACUUUGUAGCAAUGUUUCUCGUUGCUCUGGACCGCACAAUCAUUGCCACGGCCAUCCCACGCAUCACUGAUGAGUUUCAAAGUCUUGGCGAUAUCGGCUGGUACGGUUCAGCGUACAUGCUCACGACUGCGGCCUCGCAAUUAGUGUUUGGUAGAAUCUACAAGUUUUACAGCCUGAGGGGAGCAUUCCUUGGAAGCAUUCUCAUCUUUGAGAUUGGUUCGCUAAUCUGCGGUGUGGCGCCGAGCUCGUCGGUGCUCAUUGCGGGCAGAGCCAUUGCCGGUGUUGGUUCGGCUGGCAUCUUUACGGGAGCGAUGAUGGUCAUGAUUCCCAUGAUCCCGCUGCACAAGAGACCCAUGUUCCAAGGCAUCUUUGGCAUGGUGUUCGGUCUGGCGUCUGUCAUUGGACCCUUGGUUGGCGGUGGCUUCACGAGCAACGUCACAUGGAGAUGGUGCUUCUACAUUAACCUCCCUAUUGGAGGCGUGGCGUUCGUCUUUUUGUUCUUCAUGCUCAAGGCUCCCAGGCGGCAGCCUCAAGAGCCGGCUACGCUGUUUCAACACUUUAAGCGCCUCGACCCCUUGGGAACGUUCUUCUUCGUCCCCUCCGUGGUAUCCCUCCUUCUGGCGCUCGAGUGGGGCGGAUCAGAGUACGCGUGGAACGACGGCCGCAUCAUCGCCUUGUUUGUCGUUUUCGGCGUUGGCUUCAUGGCCUUCGCUGCCGUGCAGGUCUUUAUGCCCAAGACCGCCACUGUGCCUGUCAGGAUCAUCAAGCAAAGAACCAUGCUGGCGGGUGCCUUCUUCAUGCUGUUCUUGGCCGGCUCGAUGAUGCUGGCCGUGUACUACCUGCCCAUCUGGUUCCAAGCUGUGCAGGGAGCCAACCCGGUCAACUCGGGAAUCUACACCAUCCCUCUCGUCCUCAGCAUCGUGGUAUCCUCCAUCAUCUCCGGUGGUGCGACGCAAAAGAUUGGAUACUACGUCCCAUCCAUGAUCCUCUGCCCCUGCAUCAUGUCCGUGGGCCUGGGCCUGAUGAGCACUUUCCAACCAGGUAUCAGCUCCGGCCACUGGAUCGGCUACCAGUUCCUGACCGGAUUCGGCCUGGGCUUCGGCAUGCAGACCGUUGGGCUCGCGGUACAGGCGGUUCUCCCCAAAGAGGACGUGUCGACCGGCGUCUCCAUCAGCUUCUUUGCCCAGCAAUUGGGAGCCGCAGUCUUCGUCUCCGUUGGGCAGUCCAUCCUCAGCAACCUGCUCGUGUCGGAGCUCUCGGGCAUCCCGGGGCUGUCUGCGCAAGCCAUCGUCAACACUGGCGCCACCAACCUGCACACUGUUGUGCCGGCGCAGUUCUUGGACGUGGUUGUCCGAGCGUACAACUACGCCUGCACGCGCAUCUUUUUGGCCGGUAUGGGGCUGUCUCUCGCGACGCUCAUCUGCGCCUUGUUUAUGGAGUGGAAGAACAUCAAGAAGAACAAGAAGCAGCAGCGGGCCAAGCAGCGUGUCAGCCAGCUGAGGCCAGGAGACAUGGGCGCGUAG